AUGACCGCUACUACGAUGCACUUUGGCCCCGAAUGGAUGCGCAAGCCCCAAAUGCCAAACCGCCCCCAUCCGCCACCUUCCCCUCCCGUGCUGCCCUCCGCACCGACCAACAAUAAUCACAGCACCUCUCCUUCGGGCGCAUCUACCUACUCCGCCCUCGUUACCCCCGCUGCUCCCGAGCCCGAGACGCGUGACGAAUCCCACCCUUUCAGGUACUCAAAGGAGGAGAUGCUUCGCAUCUACAGAGAAGGUGGUGGACGGGGUGGACUGGGUCUUGAGGUCGAAAGACACGAAGGGAUUGUCAGAGAAGUUGGCGGUGAACCAACUGGCCUACGCGAAUUGAGCGAUGCGGAAAAGAAGCUCUUCGCAGGUCCCCUCAAUUCCGAGCUUCGUAGGCGCCAAUCUGGCGACGUAGUAAAUACCCCAUCGAACUCAUCCGAUCGUCCACGCAUCGGACACAACAACUCAGCCGGAGCCAGCCCUAUGCGGGAGAGAUUUGGGUCCCUCAUGAACAGACGGAGGGACAGCACAGAUCAGCCCCCUUUGACAAUUCCUCGUAAGCUCUCCAUGUCUAAUACCCAGGGCACGGCUGCCUCUCCACGCGACGCUGCCCUUCCGUCACCUCGAACCAGAAUGGGAGGGUUUGGCUCCGGGAUCGAUGGCGUCUUGAGCAAUUCCGAUUCUUGGGUUGCCAGGAGGCGUGCAUCGGAGAGCACAAAGCCGGGCAGCAAUACCUCCAGGGAUGCUACUGACGGCGAGUUGAAGGGCCCCGAUAUCAAGGAGGAGGAAGAGGGGCAACCGAGUAUGGAUGCACCUCAAGGCGAUGUCGUAACUCGAGACGUGCCUUCGACAGGCGCGCACUCUUUAGACGAAAAUCAUAUCGCUAACGGUGUAGCGUCGAUUGCCCUCAGUGGCGCGUCCCCUGUCCCUCAGAUUGCACCCCCCAACCCCCAUUUCGAUAGUCCUGUUCCUCCAGGCCUUCCUGGGAACCCGGAUCCGUCCACGAUCGAGUGGUCCUAUGUUGAUCCGUCAGGAACCGUCCAAGGUCCAUUUUCCGCCGAUAUUAUGCAGAAAUGGCAUGAAGAAGGUUACUUUACCAUCGACCUAUUAAUGAAGCGCACUCAUAUCGACCGAGAGUUUGUCUCUGUUGGAGAAUUGGUACGGCGGGCCGGUGGUGGUAAAACUUUCCUUUCCCAGCCUCCGCCCUCUGCGCCUCCCGGGCUUGUCCCUCGAACAGACUCGCCUCUCCAUAAUAUCCCUACUCAUCAAGCUAAUGUGUUUAGCGGGCAGUCACCUGUACCUAUACGCAACUUGCGCGCAGCUACUUUGGACUCCUACUUGAACGCCAAUUCCGACUCUCCUGGGUCAUCAUUCGACACAAGAUUCAACAAUGGGUCACCAGACCCUUCCGCCUUCGGAGGCAGAGCAGGGCUGGGAAUGCACGCUGGUGACUCGCCCUUCAAUGGUCGAGGUUAUCCUGGAAGGCCCUUCAACGAACCUUUACCGGAUCCCCACUCUCCGUUCGGAAACAUUGCUCCUGGCCGGUCAUCUUCCGUGGAUGCGUACGGCGUUUACAGCAAUAACAUGGGUGCACCACAAUGGCUUGGCCAGACAGAAAACACUCAUCAGCGUGGCGAUGUCGAUCCCUCUACCCCGUACCAUGCGUUCAAUCAUGCAGCCGCCAAUAUUCCUCGCGGAGCGGUGGGGCAAACUAUCAUCCCGGAGGCGAUGUCUCGGCCGGCCAUGAAUCCAGAAUACGGAGAAAUGAACGGGUUAGGUGGCCCGUUCGAUCGUGUUCUGCAUGGACGUGGCCCAGUCACCAACGGCAUGAGUAUCAACAGUGCAAAUCUUGCCUACAACAACCCACCUUUUGUGCACAACCAACCCCAACUCGACCAGUCUCCUUCUGUUCCUACUAUUAUUCCUCAAUCUCUAUCCCACUUCUCGGACGCUCAAACCUCGAAUACUACCUUAACCCCUGGAACGAAUCCCUUGUCAUCUCAAGUCCAGUCUCUGAACGAACCUUCGUCCCCUUGGGCAAACAUCGACCCCUUGUUGAUGCGGCCUGGCACUACUGAUUCGCCAAGGGUAUCUGCAACCACUCCGCAAAACCAGAUGAAUCAAUCGGCAUCUCACCUACAGCAGGGUUGGUCACGCGGGAGCCAGUCAUCACAGCCGGGAACCAAACGCGAUCAGUCCGCUUGGCUGGCUGCUUCACAAAAUGGCACGGAUGACAACUGGAAAGAAGUUCCGGGUCCAAGCAGUCUUACUUUCAACAACGUUGGGCAACACAACAUGAUGCACGAAGAGGCACAACCAGUAGACAGCGGGCGUGCCGCUACGACUGAUGCGCAAAUCGCGAAGGAGACAGCAGCAAUCCCGGAGGUACCUUCGGAGCCAGAACGAUCCGAACCCGAGCCUGCACCUGUUGUUUCGGAAGUCCAAGCACCCAUACCUUCCAAGUCUCGCCGCAAGGCUACUACGAAGGACACUCAAGUCCAACCAUUGGCCACAAAGACGACGCCCCCCUCGCCUCCAAGUGCAACAAGCCCACCUACCCCUUCCAUGCCUGGCGCGGUACCCAAGGCUGCUUGGUUGAUGGAGGAUGACACGAAGAAGGCGGGAGCGGGCAUGAGUCUUCGAGAGAUCCAGGAAGAUGAGGCAAGGAAAGCAGAUGCGCGCAAAGUUGAGAAGGAACGGGAGCGUGUCGCGCGUGCAAGCGCACCGGUCACUCCCGCUGCCGAAGAAAUGUUCACCACUGCUGCUUGGGGCCUUCCGACGUCCCAAGCCGGCUCCCGCACGGUUGGGUCACCAAACAUUGCGAUACCAACUAGUGCUGGCGCUGCCGCGUCUGUUGCUGCCGCCCCAUGGAGUCAGUCGACGAAUGCUGCAGGUGCUAAGAAGACCAUGAAGGAAAUCCAGGAGGAGGAGGAACGGCGUAAGAAGGCGGUGUACAAAGAGAUUGUUGCGGCAGCGCCAACUCGUAGGGGUUAUGCUGAGACAACGACAAAGCCGCUCACUCCAGCUCCCGCCUCCGGUGGAGCCUGGACCACAGUAGGACCUAGUGGGAAGAGCGCCACCGCAGCAGUGGGCGCUCGUCCAGCACCUGCUCCUACAACGUCUUCGGCUAGCGUGAUGACUGCGCCCGUCACGUCGCGCCCGAGCGUUGUUGCUCCUCCCAGGACCGCAGCUUCUGCUGUUGCAAAGGGGACGUCCUCAGCCCAGAAGGCUGAUGACUUCCCUGUUGCACCCUCUGCCGAUUUCCUUCGUUGGCUUGGCGAGAAUCUCAAAGGGCUAAACAGCUCAGUCAACCUGGAAGAGAUUUCGUCUAUGCUGCUUUCCUUCCCGCUCGACCCCGACUCAUCAACGAUGGAGCUUAUUGCCGAGAUGAUCUACACAAACAGUACGACGCUCGACGGGCGGCGCUUUGCUUCGGAAUUCGUCAACAAGCGUAAGGUCGACGCUGCGGCCCGCAAGAAUGGUGCGAGCGCGGGUCCGACUGGCAAGAUUGUGUCCAUCGCCGAUGUCGUGAAGACGCAGCCAAAGCCAUCGCAACCUGAGUGGGGCUUUAAGGUCGUAAACAAGAAGAAAAAGGGUGGGAAAGCAUAA
Messenger RNA from Coniophora puteana RWD-64-598 SS2, 3609 nucleotides. RefSeq lists its product as uncharacterized. The coding region runs from base 1 to 3609 and encodes 1202 amino acids. NCBI's taxonomy places the organism in Eukaryota, Fungi, Basidiomycota, Agaricomycetes, Boletales, Coniophoraceae. Gene Ontology annotation, molecular function: protein binding. The transcript is spliced from 6 exons. The record is from RefSeq and is a predicted model, not a curated record.